Paralichthys olivaceus (Japanese flounder) is the source of this 1167-nucleotide messenger RNA. RefSeq names its product alpha-(1,3)-fucosyltransferase 7. Gene Ontology annotation, cellular component: membrane. NCBI's taxonomy places the organism in Eukaryota, Metazoa, Chordata, Actinopteri, Pleuronectiformes, Paralichthyidae. Gene Ontology annotation, molecular function: alpha-(1->3)-fucosyltransferase activity. The record is from RefSeq and is a predicted model, not a curated record.
AUAUUUCUAAGUGUAUUUAGUUGGACAAAGUUCUUCAGGCAGCAGGCAGAUUUAUGCCGUCCUCACCGCCAAGGUGUUCCAUAUCAGUGAUCUAUAUCAUUUUGAACUGGAACUCCCCGCAUCGCCAUGACACUAACUGAAUUUCGAGUUUACCUCCUCCUCCUCAUCCCCCUCAGCUUCCUCUCAGCCAAGUUCUUCUACAGUUUGCUGGAAAAUAGGCUUCAUCAGCAGAAACAUCAUCCAGAUGUUUCUCAAGGAAACGUCAACAUCCUGCUGUGGCAAUGGCCAUUCGGUCGCUCCUACAGUCUUGCUGGAGACAAAUGCCUUGAGAUGUACAACAUCAGCCACUGUUUCCUCACUGAUAACCCCGCUGCCUUCGACACUGCUGAUGUGGUGGUGUUCCACCACCAGGAGAUCAGCAGAGGUAUGUCGUCAUUGCCCUUGCACCUUCAUCGCCCGGCCUCCCAGCAUUGGGUGUGGAUGUCCAUGGAGCCUCCUGUCAACAAUGUAAAGCUAAAACAGUUCAAUGGCAUCUUCAACUGGACGAUGAGCUACAGACGUGAUGCAGACAUAUCCAUCCCUUACGGACAGACCAUUCUACAAGGUGAUGAGCGACACUUCCAGGCUGCUCCAAAUCGCUCCUGCCUUGUUAGCUGGGUAGUCAGCAGGUACCAGCCUCAUCAGGCUCGCUCUGAAGUUUAUCAAAGUCUAAAGAAGUACAUCCCCAUAGAGGUGUAUGGCAGAUGGACCAACAAGCCACUUUCAGACAAGAACCUGCUGCCCACCAUUGCAAAGUGUCUAUUUUACCUGUCUUUUGAGAACUCUGAGGCGAAGGACUACAUAAGCGAGAAGUUCUGGAGGAAUGCAUUCCAAGCAGGGGCCAUACCGGUGGUUCUCGGCCCCAGCCGGGAAACCUACGAGGCCCUGGCUCCCCCUCAGUCCUUUAUACAUGUGGCUGAUUUCAGGAGCACAGCAGAUCUGGCUGCGUACCUAAAGUAUGUGGCUCAAGACAGGCAGAUAUAUGAGGGAUACUUCCAGUGGCACCACACUCACAGAAUAAAAACUUACACUGACUGGAGAGAAAGACUGUGUCAAAUCUGUGUCAAGUAUCCCAGUUUACCAGCCAACAGGGUCUACCAGGACCUGGAGAGCUGGGUUAACAGCUGA